AACAUGCCUGCAGACUACAACGGACGCUGGGAGAUGGUGAGCAAUGACAACUUUGAAGAGGUCAUGAAAGCUCUCGACAUCGACUUUGCCACCAGAAAAAUCGCCUCCCAUCUGCACCAGACAAAGGUCUUGGUCCAAAAUGGUGACAAGUUUGAAACAAAGACCCUGAGCACCUUCAGAAACUAUGAGGUCAACUUCACUGUGGGGGUGGAGUUCGAGGAGCAGACAAAGGGCCUUGACAACCGAAAAGUCAUGACACUGGUCACCUGGGACGGGGACAAACUGGUGUGUGUUCAGAAAGGGGAAAAGGAAAACCGUGGGUGGAAACAUUGGAUUGAGGGAGAUCUGCUACAUCUGGAACUCCACGUGCUGGACAAAGUCUGCCACCAAGUAUUUAAGAAGGCUCAGUAG
Molecule: messenger RNA, 411 nt
Organism: Dunckerocampus dactyliophorus (ringed pipefish)
Lineage: Eukaryota; Metazoa; Chordata; Actinopteri; Syngnathiformes; Syngnathidae
Gene: rbp2a
Product: retinol binding protein 2a, cellular
Exons: 4
Coding region: 4-411 (135 amino acids)
Biological process (GO): fatty acid transport
Cellular component (GO): nucleus; cytosol
Molecular function (GO): fatty acid binding
Source: RefSeq, a predicted model, not a curated record